GUCGGGAGGCGACUUGUUCGGACGCCGCGGCGGUGCGCAGGCGCCGUGGCCGGACUGGGGACUUUGUUCUCCGCGGAGAAACCCAAGGGCGGUGCCGGUGGCUGGCUGCGCACGCGCGCCGCCUCAUUUCCGGUGCUCUCUCUCGCUGGGUCGCUCGGGUCGGCUUCGGUCGCUGCCGCUGCCGCUCUGCCACCCCCGCCAACCGCCGCUCGGGCCUCCGUCGCUGCCGCGUCGCUUUCUCGCUCCUCGGAUCGCACAUCCUCCCAGAUGCAGCGCCGGGACGACCCCGCCGCGCGCAUGAGCCGGUCCUCGGGCCGUAGCGGCUCCAUGGACCCCUCCGGUGCCCACCCCUCGGUGCGUCAGACGCCGUCUCGGCAGCCGCCGCUGCCUCACCGGUCCCGGGGAGGCGGAGGGGGAUCCCGCGGGGGCGCCCGGGCCUCGCCCGCCACGCAGCCGCCACCGCUGCUGCCGCCCUCGGCCACGGGUCCCGACGCGACAGUGGGCGGGCCAGCGCCGACCCCGCUGCUGCCCCCCUCGGCCACAGCCUCGGUCAAGAUGGAGCCGGAGAACAAGUACCUGCCCGAACUCAUGGCCGAGAAGGACUCGCUUGACCCGUCCUUCACUCACGCCAUGCAACUGCUGACGGCAGAAAUUGAGAAGAUUCAGAAAGGAGACUCAAAAAAGGAAGAUGAGGAGAAUUACUUGGAUUUAUUUUCUCAUAAGAACAUGAAACUGAAAGAGCGAGUGCUGAUACCUGUCAAGCAGUAUCCCAAGUUCAAUUUUGUGGGGAAGAUUCUUGGACCACAAGGGAAUACAAUCAAAAGACUGCAGGAAGAGACUGGUGCAAAGAUCUCUGUGUUGGGAAAGGGCUCGAUGAGAGACAAAGCCAAGGAGGAAGAGCUGCGCAAAGGUGGAGACCCCAAAUAUGCCCACUUGAAUAUGGAUCUGCAUGUCUUCAUUGAAGUCUUUGGACCCCCAUGUGAGGCUUAUGCUCUUAUGGCCCAUGCCAUGGAGGAAGUCAAGAAAUUUCUAGUACCGGAUAUGAUGGAUGAUAUCUGCCAGGAGCAGUUUCUAGAGCUGUCCUACUUGAAUGGAGUACCUGAACCCUCUCGUGGACGUGGGGUGCCAGUGAGAGGCCGGGGAGCCGCACCUCCCCCACCACCUGUUCCCAGGGGCCGUGGUGUUGGACCACCUCGGGGGGCUUUGGUACGUGGUACACCAGUAAGGGGAGCCAUCACCAGAGGUGCCACUGUGACUCGAGGCGUGCCACCCCCACCUACUGUGAGGGGCGCUCCAGCACCAAGAGCACGGACAGCAGGCAUCCAGAGGAUACCUUUGCCUCCACCUCCUGCACCAGAAACAUACGAAGAAUAUGGAUAUGAUGAUACAUAUGCAGAACAAAGUUACGAAGGCUACGAAGGCUAUUACAGCCAGAGUCAAGGGGACUCAGAAUAUUAUGACUAUGGACAUGGGGAGGUUCAAGAUUCUUAUGAAGCUUAUGGCCAGGACGACUGGAAUGGGACCAGGCCGUCGCUGAAGGCCCCUCCUGCUAGGCCAGUGAAGGGAGCAUACAGAGAGCACCCAUAUGGACGUUAUUAAAACAAACAUGAGGGGAAAAUAUCAGUUAUGAGCAAAGUUGUUACUGAUUUCUUGUAUCUCCCAGGAUUCCUGUUGCUUUACCCACAACAGACAAGUAAUUGUCUAAGUGUUUUUCUUCGUGGUCCCCUUCUUCUCCCCACCUUAUUCCAUUCUUAACUCUGCAUUCUGGCUUCUGUAUGUAGUAUUUUAAAAUGAGUUAAAAUAGAUUUAGGAAUAUGGAAUUAAUUUUUUAAGUGUGUAGAUGCUUUUUUCUUUGUUGUUUAAAUAUAAACAGAAGUGUACCUUUUAUAAUAAAAAAAAGAAGUUGAGUAAAAAAAAAAACACACAAACCUGUUAGUUUCAAAAAUGACAUUGCUUGCUUAAAGGUUCUGAAGUAAAGGCUUGUUAAGUUUCUCUUAGUUUUGAUUUGAGGCAUCCCGUAAAGUUGUAGUUGCAGAAUCCCAAACUAGGCUACAUUUCAAAAUUCAGGGCUGUUUAAGAUUUAAAAUCACAAACAUUAACGGCAGUAGGCACCACCAUGUAAAAGUGAGCUCAGACGUCUCUAAAAAAUGUUUCCUUUAUAAAAGCACAUGGCGGUUGAAUCUUAAGGUUAAAUUUUAAUAUGAAAGAUCCUCAUGAAUUAAAUAGUUGAUGCAAUUUUUAACGUUAAUUGAUAUAAAACAACAACAACAACAACAAAAUUAGGCUUGUAAAACUGACUUUUUCAUUACGUGGGUUUUGAAAUCUAGCCCCAGACAUACUGUGUUGAGAGAUACUUAGGGGGGAGGGAGUAGGUUUUGAAGAGGUUGAUGGUGGUGGGGGGUGGGGGGGAAGGCCUCCUGAAUUGAGUUUGAUGCAGAGCUUUUUAGCCAUGAAGAAUCUUUCAGUCAUAGUACUAAUAAUUAAGUUUUUCAGUAUUUAAAAAGACAAAGUAUUUUGUCCAUUUGAGAUUCUGCACUCCAUGAAAAGCUCACUUGGACGCUGGGGCCAAAAGCUGAUGAUUUUCUUAAGUUGACGAUUGUCAAUAUAUCGACUGUUCCCAAGUUAGUCAAGUAUGUCUCAACACUAGCAUGAUAUAAAAAGGGACACUGCAGCUGAAUGAAAAAGGAAUCAAAAUCCACUUUGUACAUAAGUUAAAGUCCUAAUUGGAUUUGUACCGUCCUCCCAUUUUGUUCUCGGAAGAUUAAAUGCUACAUGUGUAAGUCUGCCUAAAUAGGUAGCUUAAACUUAUGUCAAAAUGUCUGCAGCAGUUUGUCAAUAAAGUUUAGUCCUUUUUUAAUCAAA
Molecule: messenger RNA, 2862 nt
Organism: Nomascus leucogenys (northern white-cheeked gibbon)
Lineage: Eukaryota; Metazoa; Chordata; Mammalia; Primates; Hylobatidae
Gene: KHDRBS1
Product: KH RNA binding domain containing, signal transduction associated 1
Biological process (GO): regulation of alternative mRNA splicing, via spliceosome
Cellular component (GO): nucleus
Molecular function (GO): poly(A) binding; mRNA binding
Source: RefSeq, a predicted model, not a curated record